CGCAACACAACCACCGACAACCACGAGCUCUCUUCUCUCCAUCUACAUCAACACAGAUCAGGUGAAAUGAUGCGUGGUGCUGGCGGAGCACUGGCCUUGGCCGUCGCCGCGUUGUUGGUCUGCUGCAGUGCAGAUCCCCAUCAGGAGCAGGAUGUAAGUGGUAACGACCACUCCGCUGAGCGCUACGAUGCCGCCGAUAAUAAACAGAGGGAACUCGAAGAUUUUCUCCGAUUCCUGGUACACUAUGAAAAUAAGUACGAAGACCGCAACCUGAACGGCAUCGGUGGAAACUCUCUGCUCGGAAGGAACACUAACGGACUCGGUGGAAGCUCCCUAUUGGGCAGGAACCUUGGGAACCUCGGAGGCAGUUCUCUGGUGGGCAGAGAGUUACACUACGGCGCUGCAGGAAGGAACACUCAUGGCUUGGGUGGUUCCUCCCUCGCUGGUAGAGACAUUGAAGGAGAAAAAAGGAUGUACUCCAGAUUCGUCGACUCACUUGGAGGUGGUAACUUUGUUCGUAACCUGGAUUCUAUUGGGGGAGGGAAUUUUGUGAGGAACCUCGACUCCAUCGGAGGCAGCAACUUCGUGAAGAAAAACCUUGACCAGCUCGGCGGGCCGAACCUUGUCAAGAAGAACCUGGACUCAUUGGGCGGAGGCAACUUCGUCCGGAACCUCGACUCUAUCGGCGGUGGCAACUUCGUGCGUGAACUGGACUCCAUAGGCGGCUCCAACUUCGUUUAAAUAUUUCAUUCCAUCUCUCUGAUCAUUUUACCUUGGUAAUAUUUUCUCAUACAACGUAUACAUUGUGAUAUCCC
Spodoptera exigua (beet armyworm) is the source of this 815-nucleotide messenger RNA. NCBI's taxonomy places the organism in Eukaryota, Metazoa, Arthropoda, Insecta, Lepidoptera, Noctuidae. The record is from the annotation of a GenBank genome assembly.